This is a messenger RNA of Medicago truncatula (barrel medic), 1561 nucleotides long. Its product is annotated as transcription factor DICHOTOMA. Gene Ontology annotation, cellular component: nucleus. NCBI's taxonomy places the organism in Eukaryota, Viridiplantae, Streptophyta, Magnoliopsida, Fabales, Fabaceae. Gene Ontology annotation, biological process: regulation of secondary shoot formation. The coding region runs from base 136 to 1365 and encodes 409 amino acids. The record is from RefSeq and is a predicted model, not a curated record. The transcript is spliced from 2 exons. Gene Ontology annotation, molecular function: DNA-binding transcription factor activity; sequence-specific DNA binding.
UAUGCUUAGAAGAAGAGAAGAAACCAAUUCAUUACUCAAAGGAAGGUAGAUAGAUACUUUCUUCUUCUACACCAUAAGGGGUCCUCUUCCUCUCACGAAAGAAAUUAGGGCUAAAAAAUUAAAUUGAAUUUUCCAAUGUUCCCUUACAGUUCAAACCCUUACCCUUCAUUUCUUCCUUCAUCAUCUUCUUCUUCUUCUUCUACUUCUUCACUCUUUCCUUUUCCUUUCCUAAAUCCUGAAAAUGCUUCUUCAAACAACAACAAUAACACACUUUUUCAUGAUCCAUUUUCAAUUCCUUACAUACCAAUUCAUCAUCAUCCUCAUCCUAAUCUUCAUAACAUUACAAAUAUUCCAGAAACCCUAACCAAUUUGGCUGCUUCUCAAGAAAAUAACAAUAAUAGUAACAACAAUAAUAAUAACAUUGCUAUUCCAAUGCCUAAACAAGAUCCUUCAUCUCUUGGUGGUGGUUCUCACUAUGGUAUUUCCUGUUUCCUCGCAAAGAAACCGGUGAAGAAAGACCGACACAGCAAGAUUUACACUUCUCAAGGUUUGAGAGAUCGAAGAGUGAGGCUUUCGAUUGAGAUCGCUCGAAAGUUCUUCGAUCUUCAAGACAUGUUAGGGUUUGACAAAGCUAGCAACACACUUGAUUGGCUUUUCACAAAAUCUAAGAAAGCAAUUAAGGAUCUAACUAAGAGUAAGCAAAGAAACAACAAUAGUGAAGUUGGUGGUGAUGCUAAAAGCUUCACAUCUUCCUCAGAUUGCGAAGAUUCCGAGAUUGCUACCAAUAAUUCUUCAAACCUAAAACAACAUAAGGAAGGUGCAGGAAGUAAACAUGAAGAGAAGAAGUUGAAAAGAGUACAGAUCAAAGAACCAGCUUGUGUUAGAGCAAGUAAGAUGAAGGAGUCAAGGGAAAAAGCAAGAGCAAGAGCAAGGGAAAGAACUAGUAACAAGAUCUCAAACAUAAGGGGGGUGCAAGAAGUAGAAUUGAAGAAAAAAUAUGAAAAUAAUCUUCAAGCUUUUCAACAAGAUCAUCAUAGUGAAGGACCAAGAAAUGAUUUUAAUGUUAUUGAAGAAUCAAUUGUGAUUAAGAGAAAGUUGAAACCUUCUAUGAUGGUUUCUCAUCAUCAUCAUCAUCCUCAUUACCAUCAAAGCCAUGUGAUCCCUAAGGAAUCAUCAACAAGUUUCAACAACAAUGGAGAUUUCAAUUUCUUGCCAAAUUCAUCUCCAAAUUGGGAUGCUAAUAAUAAUGGUACAUCUUCCACUAAUCGCUCCACCUUUUGUGCUAUAGCCAGCAUGAAUCUUUCUACAGGGCUCCAAAUCUUUGGAAAAUCAUGGGAGGAAUGCACCAAUCCACGUCUACAUUAGUAUGUUAGGUUUUAUUUUUUUUAUGCAUUUAUUAUCCAUUAUGAACUCUCUCUAGGUUUGUUAAGGACUUUCAAGGAUAUUCUUUUCUGUGUUUUCUUCCAGCAGUGUAACUUUUUCUGUCCUAUAUUCUCCCUUGAACCAUGUUUGUACCAUGAUCUGUUGUUCAUGAUGUUAAAAUGUGACACUUGACCUUAAA